Seminavis robusta is the source of this 1088-nucleotide messenger RNA. NCBI's taxonomy places the organism in Eukaryota, Bacillariophyta, Bacillariophyceae, Naviculales, Naviculaceae. The record is from the annotation of a GenBank genome assembly.
UGUCAUUGUUUUGCGAUUGCACCAGCUGGCUAGCCCGCAAAAAAAAAACUUACAAAGAUGAGGACCAAGUCUGGAACUGGAAUCUCCGAGUUGAGCGACGAGGCGGCCGAAAUGGAGGCGGAGUUUGCCCGUCGUCAAGGGACAGAAUUGAUCGAGCACCAUCUUUCGCAUCACAUGUCUCAGAAUCCAGAAUCAUCCUAUGUGACAUGGAUUGCCACUUUGCAUCCCGAGAACGCUCAAGUCGCCAUUGAUCACAGAUUCUUUGUGCCUGGGAAUCCUUGGUGGACAGUCUACGAGGAGGCCAAGAACGACAUUCCGAUUGCAACCGCCGUGGCAGCGGAAGCGAAUGAAACCGCGGACCUCGAAGAACAAGCCCCUCCUCCUCCAUCAAGUCGACCUGAUGCCACCCCCACUGGAGGAGAGGUCAAGCGCAAAUCCUGUUCAGAAAUCAGCCCCAUGGCUGCAACUGUGGGCUUCUCGAUGUUCCUCAUGGCGAGCAUGAGUGUGCUGUUCCUGGAGGCAUGUGCCAUCUGCGUGUAUUUCUUUUCUCUGAGUUUCUUCCGGUUAGCCAACCUGAUGGAUCCACCCAACCUUUGGACAGGGCUUCUCUACAGUACCUGUGUUUUCUUCUACUGGUCUUGUGCUCUGAUGGACUCCUCCCUGCUCUUAUCCUCUGUGCUGACCACUGAGUUCGUUGCGGCCAGCUCGUACAUGUUCUGUGCUAUCUUGGGUGGUUGUGAUAUGGCCGCUGGUUGGCAUCAGUACACUCGAAGGACUUGCCACCUGAUUCGCUGGGCGUUCCGGUCCAAGUUUGAGUACCCUCCCAGACGCUUCUGUGGCUUGAUGCCAGUCAAGGAGGCUGAUGACGAAAAGCCGCCGCGAGCUUCGAUUCAGCCGGCGCCAUCCUUUAGUAGCACUACAAACCCUACCCCUUCGGCACCUGACGAUGUAUUUGUUGUGGACGAGAAGGAUAUCGUAGUGGACAAACAAUUCGUGGCCGAUGAGUGUUAGAAAUAUCAAUAUAGUCAAAAUGAGCUAAUAACAAUCAUAGUAGAAGCGCUGUGCAAUCCUUCAAAAGCACAUGAUUC